This is a messenger RNA of Oryza brachyantha (malo sina), 1667 nucleotides long. RefSeq names its product IAA-amino acid hydrolase ILR1-like 8. Bases 143 to 1444 code for a protein of 433 amino acids. Gene Ontology annotation, biological process: auxin metabolic process. The record is from RefSeq and is a predicted model, not a curated record. The transcript has 5 exons. Gene Ontology annotation, molecular function: IAA-Ala conjugate hydrolase activity. Lineage: Eukaryota; Viridiplantae; Streptophyta; Magnoliopsida; Poales; Poaceae. Gene Ontology annotation, cellular component: endoplasmic reticulum.
UUGUGUGAGCAAACGUCCCAGUCAAAUAGGAUACAGGAUCGGCACUCGAGAAUCACCCUGACAAUUAUUAUUGCCCUGCAGUGCCGCCCGGGCCGGCGGCCGGCAGCUCGAUCUUGCCGGAGCCCGGAGCACGCACGGUUCGAUGGCUGCUGCUCGCCUCCUCCUCCUCCUCCUGAUUGCCGUCGUCGUCGUCGUGUUCGCCGGCCCGACGACCACGACGACGCUCGCCUCACCCUCGCCGGCGCUCGGCGAGGAACUACUGGCCGCGGCCGGCGCGCCGGGGUUCGCCGGGUGGCUGUCCGGCCUGCGGCGGCGCAUCCACCUGCGGCCCGAGCUGGCGUUCCAGGAGGUGCGGACGAGCGAGCUCGUGCGCACCGAGCUCGACGCGAUCGGCGUCCCCUACGAGUGGCCGGUCGCCCGGACCGGCGUCGUCGCCACCAUCGAAGGCGGUGGCGGCGCCGGACCCGUCGUCGCGCUCCGGGCCGACAUGGACGCUCUUCCCCUGCAGGAGCUGGUAGAUUGGGAAUACAAGAGCCAAGAGGAUGGGAAGAUGCAUGCCUGUGGACAUGAUGCUCAUGUGACAAUGCUUUUAGGAGCUGCUAAGCUACUUCAGUCUCGGAAGGAUGAGUUGAAGGGCACCAUCAAGCUGGUGUUCCAGCCAGCUGAAGAGGGCCACGCCGGGGCCUACCACGUCCUGCGAUCGGGCCUCCUCGACGACGUCUCCGCCAUCUUCGGCCUCCACGCCAUCCCGAGCCUCCCCGUCGGCGUCGUCGCCUCCCGGCCGGGGCCGCUCCUGUCCGCGGCGGCACGGUUCGCCGCCACCGUCACCGGCAAAGGCGGCCACGCCGGCGUCCCCAACGACGCCGUCGACCCCGUCGUCGCCAUCUCCUCCGCCGUCCUCAGCCUCCAGCAGCUCGUCUCCCGCGAGACUGACCCCCUUGAGGCUGCCGUGGUGUCUGUCACGUUGCUGAAAGGAGGUGGAGCUUACAAUGUCAUUCCUGAAUCAGCAUCCUUUGGAGGCACCUUCAGGAGCAUGACAGAUGAAGGCCUCUCAUAUCUUAUGAAGAGGGUCAAAGAGAUCAUCGAAGGGCAGGCCGGCGUGCACCGGUGCGCCGCCACCGUCGACUUCCUGGAGGAGGAGCUCCGGCCGUACCCGGCCACCGUCAACGACGACGGGAUGUACGCCCACGCCAGGGAGGUGGCCGAGGCCAUGCUCGGCGAGGCCAACGUCCGGCUCGCCAACCGCACCAUGGGCGGCGAGGACUUCGCCUUCUACGCGCGGCGGGCGCCCGGCGCCUUCUUCUUCCUCGGCGUCGGCAACGACACCACCAUGGCGCCGGUGCACUCGCCGUACUUCGCCCUCGACGAGCGCGCGCUGCCGGUCGGAGCGGCGUUCCACGCCGCCGUCGCCAUCGAGUACCUCAACAAGCAGGACUGCUCGUGAUCGUCAUUAUCGUCCGCUUGAAGAGCUCCGGCCGCCGGCAAGAACGUUUCCUUGGAAUGGAAUAUGAAGCAAAAUCUAUGGUGAAAAUAAUUUGAAAAAAAGAUAGUAUUUCGAAUUUUUGUCCUAGUUUGCCGGCAUUUUAAUAUGUGUGUGUGAUUGCAGACUUGCAGUAAGUGACAGUUUGAAAUUGUACUGAAUAAAAUUCCGUCUGCAUAAUUAGCAA